Molecule: messenger RNA, 1377 nt
Organism: Sebastes umbrosus (honeycomb rockfish)
Lineage: Eukaryota; Metazoa; Chordata; Actinopteri; Perciformes; Sebastidae
Product: homeodomain-interacting protein kinase 1-like
Exons: 7
Coding region: 164-1252 (362 amino acids)
Biological process (GO): peptidyl-threonine phosphorylation; peptidyl-serine phosphorylation
Cellular component (GO): nucleus; cytoplasm
Molecular function (GO): protein serine/threonine kinase activity; protein tyrosine kinase activity; ATP binding
Source: RefSeq, a predicted model, not a curated record
UAUUUGAAGAUAUUCCAAAAUGUCCCACUUUUUUUAGGUCUAGCCUUGGUUUUAUUCUCUGAUGCAGCUUCUUCUCACAGAAUGAAAUUACAUACAGAGACUUUUCUGUUGUCCUUUUUGUUCCCAUUUCAACGUUGGCAUUGAAUUUGCUUCAAAACCAUCCAUGGCGUUGACUCGCAUGUCAGACUGCUUCCCGAUAUACGAGGGAACCCUGCUGGCCUCCUGCUACGAGGUGCAAGCCUUUCUGGGGGAGGGUUGCUUUGGAAAGGUGGCCAAGUGUGUGGACAUUGCAACUGACGCAAAGGUGGCCAUCAAAAUAACCAAAGACAAGCCCUUUUUGGCUGAGCGAGCACUGGAAGAGAUUAAAAUUCUCCAACAGCUGCAGACUCUGGAUCCGGACAGAUGUAAUCUGGUGAGAUGGAACGGCUCAUUCUUCCAUGAAAGGUUCAUUUGUUUGGAGUUCGAGCUCCUGGACCAGAGUCUGCGUGAAUACACACAACAGAGAGGUCAUGCUCUGUCUAUAGGUGAGAUCCGCCCAGUUAUUCACCAGCUGACCACAGCACUGCUCCACCUCGAGGCCCUGAAAAUCAUACACGCUGAUUUAAAGCCUGACAAUAUAAUGGUCGUGGACCGCAGGCAGCAGCCGCUGCAUGUCAAGCUCAUUGACUUUGGCCUGGCUCGCUACGUGUCCGAUGUUGUUCCAGGCUCACGUGUGCAGAGUCUGUGCUACAGGGCACCGGAGGUCAUACUGGGUCAGGCCUUCAUGGAGCCGAUAGACAUGUGGUCUCUCGGUCUGGUGGCUGCAGAACUUGCUCUGGGCUACCUGCUUUUUCCUGGCUACCACGAAUAUGAUCAGAUGAAAUUCAUCGUGGACACGUUGGGUCAGCCACCAGAUUAUCUGAUGAUCUGUGGACAAAAAACCACCUGCUUCUUUUACAGUCAGAGCAGAUAUAACCAGAGGACCUGGAGACUUAAGUCUCCUGAGGAGUUUGCCAGACAGACUGGGCAUCGUUUCAGAGACACAAGACAUUUUCGCCUCAGCUCUCUGAAUGCCUUGAGGGAGAUGAUGCCUUUUAGAAACGAGGCCGAGAAGAAGAAGCUGCGAAACUUUGUGAACCUCUUAAAAAAGAUGCUGCUGGUGGACAAACACGGGCGAAUAAUUCCCCUCAGAGUGCUGGAGCAUCCGUUCUUCUCUGUCGAGCAGCACACUGACAGCAGCCAAAACAUGAACAUUAAAAAACAGUUGGCAUGAAGGAAGCUGAGCCAAGCGUCACUCAGCAGCCUUCCUCACAGAAGAAGAGCGUCCACGGUUUUGAACUUUGCAAUGUUGUAUUCAAGCCGCGACUCCUCAAUAAAACAAUUGAAUGACUUCAAAAA